AUGUCUUCCUUCCUCCUUCGACGCGUGCUCCCAAGCAGCGCCCGCGCCUUCUCAACCUCCGCCCCACGAUCCUCGUUCGCAAAGAUGACCAUCAUUGGCCGUCUAGCUGAUACUCCCGAGCUGCAAGCAACGAGCACGGGACAGGAGGUAUUGAGAUACGCCGUUGGAACCAACAGCGGCCCGCGGGACAACCAGAAGACGAACUGGUUCCGGAUUACGAGUUUCUUGCCAGAGGGCCCGCAGAGAGAUUUCAUAUCGAGCUUGGAUAAGGGGUAUGUCAAUGCAUUUUCUGGGGGGUGUGAGAACUCGGGGAAGGGAGGGUUCUGUUUAGAGGAGGACGGAACUCUUGUUUACGUCGAGGGCGAUGCUUCCAUGUCUCAAUACACUGAUGCAGACAACAAGCCAAGAAGCUCGUUGAAUAUUGUUCAGAGUGGGUAUUCGCUCGAGACAUGCACUGCCUUCCUUCACUAA
Lachnellula hyalina is the source of this 471-nucleotide messenger RNA. It is a transcript of the gene RIM1, whose product is annotated as Single-stranded DNA-binding protein RIM1, mitochondrial. The transcript has 2 exons. The record is from RefSeq and is a predicted model, not a curated record. Gene Ontology annotation, molecular function: single-stranded DNA binding. NCBI's taxonomy places the organism in Eukaryota, Fungi, Ascomycota, Leotiomycetes, Helotiales, Lachnaceae. Bases 1 to 471 code for a protein of 156 amino acids.